Cyprinodon variegatus (sheepshead minnow) is the source of this 2932-nucleotide messenger RNA. It is a transcript of the gene egr3, whose product is annotated as early growth response 3. Gene Ontology annotation, biological process: regulation of transcription by RNA polymerase II. The transcript is spliced from 3 exons. The record is from RefSeq and is a predicted model, not a curated record. The coding region runs from base 319 to 903 and encodes 194 amino acids. Gene Ontology annotation, molecular function: RNA polymerase II cis-regulatory region sequence-specific DNA binding; DNA-binding transcription factor activity, RNA polymerase II-specific. NCBI's taxonomy places the organism in Eukaryota, Metazoa, Chordata, Actinopteri, Cyprinodontiformes, Cyprinodontidae.
GCAGAGCUGCUCCUCUUGUUCAAGCAACACCACCAUCAUCUCCUCCUCCUCCUUUAUUGAUUCACAGACUUGAAAUUCCCUCACAAGCAACCCGUCAGCUUCCACAGUGAUCAGAUUAAUAGCAACAAUAGGCUCUGUGCGCUAAGAAGGGAGAUAACCGGCUCUGCGCGUCCUCCGCGGGAUACUUUGGAUAGUACAGCACCGGAAUCCAUCCUGCUCCUGACUCCAGCGCCCGGGCAGCACCUGUGCGUCUCUCCGUCUGGUUACCUGGAUACCUGCGCGCUGUCCUCUGUAAAUGUCGGACUGAAUAUAACUGCUAUGACAGGGAAACUAGCGGACAAGAUCCCUCUUACCAUGAGCAGUUUAAUAAACGCGAUCCCCGACAGUCUGUACCCGGAGGAGGACAUCCCCACCUCUAUGAACAUUUUCACCAGCACGGAGCCUAUAAACCACUAUUCGCAGAUGAAUACAGGUUCAUUGACUCUCACCCUUAAACCCAUUCGCCCCAGGAAGUACCCCAACCGUCCCAGCAAAACCCCCGUUCAUGAACGGCCGCACGCCUGUCCUGCUGAGAACUGUGACAGACGCUUCUCGCGCUCAGACGAUCUCACUCGUCACCUCCGCAUCCACACAGGUCACAAGCCCUUCCAGUGCAGAAUAUGCAUGAGGUCCUUCAGCCGGAGCGACCAUUUGACCACACACAUCCGCACGCACACGGGUGAGAAACCCUUCUCCUGCGAGUUUUGUGGACGCAAGUUUGCCAGGAGUGACGAGCGAAAGAGACACGCAAAGGUUCACCUGAAACAGAAGGACAAGAAGCAGGCGGACAAGAACAGCGGGGCGGCCGGGAGCCACAGCUCACCGCCCAGCUCCUGUGGGGGCCCGGCGGUGGGAGCAUCAUGACCAUCACUACAUGCACAUGGACUAGACCCUAGCCAGAGACCAUACAGAGACUUUGGAAGUAAGGAUCACAUACACUUUGAAUAAAAUAGGUGAUUCUCUACCUUGUUUACACUCCGGCUCCUUUCAGUUCCUUCUUUUUUGAGAUGGAAGUCUUUAGUUUAAGUUAGAGAGGAAGGGCUGCUUUCCUCUUUUUUUUUUUUAAAGCAAUUCAGAGCCUCAGCUACUGUAACAUAGUGUAAACACAGAGAUGGGCACCUCAGCACGUUCUGCCACAGAGGUCUUGGUGUAUCACUAGGUUCUGAGGUGGAUAUGUCAUUUUUACAGAAACUGUUUUCAUUGAAAGAAAGCCAGAAUGCAUGAGAAAGGCUGAAGCUGAUGAACGGAGCUCAGUAAGAAGGUGUAUUGUCUGGGAUGUAUGCAUUAAUUUCAUUAGGCUGUUUAAAAGUGCAAUUGGUUAUAUUUGUGAAUCGUCAUGAUUUUCCUAAUGGUGGCACGUGACUGUAUUUUUUGUUAUUUUUGUUAAGGUGUAACGUGUUUUUUUUUUUUUUUAAAUAUAUUUGAAUGUUUCCUUUUUUUGGGGGUCGUUUUAUGAUUAUUAUUUUCAAAGAAUGUGCCAAAUGUAUUGCAGUGAUGCAGCCAACGUUGUUCCUUAUAAUUGUUCCUGACAUUUGCCAAACCAAGUGUGGCAUCGGUUUAGCACAGCUGUGGAAACAAUGGUAAGAUCAGACUCCAAACACCAGAUGAACCAGCACAGUUCGUUUGAAUCUAGAUCGUUGCAGAGUAGGUCAAAUGAAGCAAAGCCAAUGUCUUGUCCUGUUACAUGCACAGACAUGUCUACAGCAACUGAUGCCUUUGCCAAUACUUAAUUUAUUUUUAGUCACUGUGAGACACCAUGCGUGUCGUUUUUUUUAUUUUAAAAAUGUUUGACGUUGUGUUACCAAAUGUACUUUUAGUUGCUCUUUUGUUUUUAUAUAAAUGCUCAAUGAUAUUCUUUAUUUUCCAUGACUUCUGCAAUAUGCAAUUAAGUACAGACAUAUGCCACUUGCAAAUGAAAUUAACAAAAAGCAUGGUUACAGACAGAAUGAACAAUUUAUCAAAGAACACUUGGUUGUCCAUAAGCAGUAAUAUAGAGAGAAGAUGAAUAUGGUCCUUUGCAUGUCUUCUCAUAUUAUUAUCAAAACAACUAAGAGAUGAACAGAAAAUUGUAAGAGAUUAAUAGUAAUAAAAAAAAAACAAAUCCAUGUUUACAUAUUUCUUAUUCUGAGACAAGACUGCAAAAUGUAUGUGUUCUUCUUUUUGUACAGUAUACAAAUAUGUAUGCAGGUAGCUACAGUAGAAGUUUCACCUUUUGUACUAAAAUGUCAAAUGCACCACAGUUCAGUAUUAAAUUGUGCAUAAAUGUGCAUCCCUUAAUGCACAUGAUGUAAAUACAAACUUCUGCAUAAACAAGAACUCUUAAUUGAUUGAAUGUUUACGUGGAAAGUGUCUUUAAGCUUUCAGAAAAACAAAAUAUUCUUUUGUUAAAAUGUUUUAAGGUCCCUUCAGUAGUACCAAAUAUGUUGUUCCAUCUUUUACUAAAGAAAAAAACAAAAAGUCACAAACAACAAAAGGAUAGCACCAUCUGUACGAUUUACAGUGUAGACCAGUUAAACAGCACUAAUGUGUUCUUUGAAUGAACUCCAUUUUUUUAUUUGGUGUAUUUCCAUUAAAAGAAAAAUUAGUUAUUAUAAUUACCACAGCCUCUUAGCUGUAUAAAAAAAAAUACUGGUUAUUAGUGAUUGUUUUUUUAAUGACUGAAGCUAUUCAUAAACAAAAUACAUAACACAUCAUGCAAAUAAGUUUCCACAAAUUAAAUCACUUACUUUAUUCAUUUUACACUCAGAUCAUUUCCAUCUUUUAGCAAAACAUUUUGUUCGGGCCAUCGAUGGUUUUGCUUGGAUCCAAGAACACUGCCACAGAGGAAUAACAUUGAAGAUCGUAUUACAGGCUUAUUGCCAGACAGUGAAAGGCAUUUGUCUUUAGGCAUUUU